Messenger RNA from Trichoderma harzianum CBS 226.95, 2229 nucleotides. RefSeq lists its product as hypothetical. NCBI's taxonomy places the organism in Eukaryota, Fungi, Ascomycota, Sordariomycetes, Hypocreales, Hypocreaceae. Gene Ontology annotation, biological process: positive regulation of transcription from RNA polymerase II promoter by galactose; DNA-templated transcription. The record is from RefSeq and is a predicted model, not a curated record. The coding region runs from base 1 to 2115 and encodes 704 amino acids. The transcript has 5 exons. Gene Ontology annotation, cellular component: nucleus. Gene Ontology annotation, molecular function: DNA-binding transcription factor activity, RNA polymerase II-specific; zinc ion binding; RNA polymerase II cis-regulatory region sequence-specific DNA binding.
AUGCCUCGCCAUAAAGUGGCCGAAGAGAGAAAACGAAUUGCGAAAGCAUGCAUCCUUUGCCAGACCAACAAGACAAAAUGCGAUGGCCUGUGUCCUUGCAGCCAGUGUAUUAAGCGGGAGAGAUCCACCGCCUGUUCUUAUUCAUCACACAAACGCUUAUACGGACGCCAACGGCGAUGGCCAAAAGACGCGGACGCGGACAUUUCCAAACCAACACAAAAGGAUGCAAAAGAAGCAGACAAUUCAUCAUUCGAUCAUCCCGACCCGCAUAUUAAGCGCACGCAACUCCACGAAGAUGAUGAAAAGCAUGGAAUACACAUUGCGAUCCCAAAACUCCCCAACACUAUGCGUGAUACGAAAGGGCAGUCAAUGUACUAUGGAGAUUGCGCGGCGCUCUCUUUCCUCCAAAACAUACAAGAACUCAUCCAGGGCGAACAAGAACUUGCUGAUGCAGCCAAAGAACUUUCUUCGCUCUCGGUAGUAGAAGAAGUUCCGUCGACGGAUGGUGAAAGUGUGUUGGCGUAUAGCAAUGCGAAUCUUGGCGACUUGGAAGCUUUGGUUCAAGCAUUCUUCACAUCGACCUGUGGCAUCCUCGAUAUUAUGGACCGAUCUUAUGUAGAAAACCUGCUCAGCGGCUGGAUCAAUGGGAAUAUUUCAGUCACAAGUAGCAGCGCUGCUAUACUGUAUCUCGUGCUUGCCUCCGCUUCUCAAAUACGAAGCAACUCUGCGCAAGAUCACCACCGCUCUCAGUCAUUCUUUUACCACGGCCGACGAAUUGCACUUUUGGAACUGACAGAGUAUCCUAGUAUGGAAACAACACAGGCAUUUAUGUUGAUAAGUUUAUACAUGCUUGGCAGCUGUCGAAGAGAUGGAGCACACUUGAAUCUGGGGAUUGCAAUCAGCGCGGCAAAAGCACUGGGGUAUCAUCGAGCUGAAGCUACUUUUACACAAUGCGAAGAGAACAAACAACUGAGGAAGCGAAUUUGGCGCACCUUGUGCUAUCACGAUUUAUUCUUCUGCGCAAUGAUGGGGCGAGCUCCAUUGGCCGCUGCGGUGGAUUCAGCCGAAGAAGAAGACAACCGGCAACCUGACCCAAAGCAUCCCGAUAAGUGCCAACAGCUCGGAAUGUACGAAUCAGCACGAGCCUUUUCGAUUUUGAAACAAACCGUCCUCGAGAUAUACACAAAACAUUCUGCGCCGUUGGAGCGACUCCAGCGGCUCUCUCGACAGCUUCGUGAAAUGGGAACAGCGCUGCCUUUUGAACUUCGCAGUAUCAGCCCUGCGGCAUUUCCAGAGCAUAAGUGUCCUAAGACGAGACAGCUCAUCAUACGGAAUGCUACAGUUGCUUGCAACUAUUAUUUCAGCAUGAUGCUGUUGACGAGGCCGUUUCUGAUCGCUUGCCUUAGGGCGAAAUACAACAAAACACCAAAGUCGACUCAAAGCCCUGAGUCGAAUAGUGGUUGUCAAGAAUCUUCAGAGGUUGACAAGAAUGUCAAACAUGGUGCCAUGACUUCGUUUGAUACAGCUCUAAAGACAAUCCAGCUGCUACAUGAGUUGUAUGUCAAUGGAGUGUUAUUUAACAAUAUGCCACUGGUUGUUGCAUGGACUUUUGUGUCGGCAUUGACCGUAUGUGCCGCCUACUUCGGACGACUAGGCGACGCCCGAGAAUGCGAACUUGUCAUCUACAGGGCAAACCAGAUACUGCAGCAUUUUAUGCCCUACAGCCCCCAAGCGAAGCAGUACGACCUUAUUUUGAAGAAGCUAUCCCGCGUCGCACUGAGCUGUAUAAGCGGUGCAGGGGACCAGCCCUACGACAACAGCAACUUGUUCUGGUCAGACUUAUUCAGACUGACUCCGGCGCAUCUGCAUAAGUUGAAGGAAGAGGAGACUGAUUCAACUUUGGACAUUAGUGAACUAUUUGGAUUGGGCAUACCAGAAGGAGAUGCCUGCUCUCUCUCGGAAAAGUUUGAAGCAUCACUGGGGACUGCCCAGACUGAUUCACCUAUGAGUGACAUUUUUCACUUUCCGGAUGGGGCGUAUAAGGAUUUUUCGAAUUACAUGUUGAUGACUGACGACUUUCUUUCUGAGCAGCAAGAUUUCUUCUUGAAUAUUUGAUGUCUUUUGGGUGGCAUCACUGCUUCGUUCAGCUGUUUCUUGCACUGAUUCAAUGUAGUUCUUUAGCAUGUUGAGGUCUUAUUUUGCCUCUGUAAUUUUUAUGAGUUAAUUUAU